AGCCUUAGUGCAGGUUAGUUGGUUUUCCACUGUCCUUUGCAGUUAUGGCACGUACGAAACAAACCGCUCGCAAAUCCACCGGCGGCAAGGCUCCCCGCAAGCAGCUGGCCACCAAGGCUGCCCGCAAGAGCGCCCCGGCCACCGGCGGCGUGAAGAAGCCCCACCGCUACCGGCCCGGCACCGUGGCCCUGCGCGAGAUCCGACGCUACCAGAAGUCCACCGAGCUGCUGAUCCGCAAGCUGCCUUUCCAGCGCCUGGUGCGCGAGAUCGCGCAGGACUUCAAGACCGACCUGCGUUUCCAGAGCUCGGCCGUCAUGGCGCUGCAGGAGGCCUGUGAGGCCUACCUGGUGGGUCUGUUUGAGGACACCAACCUGUGCGCCAUCCACGCCAAGCGAGUCACCAUCAUGCCCAAGGACAUCCAGUUGGCCCGCCGCAUCCGCGGAGAGCGGGCAGCCUUUGGGUGGUAUAAGCAAGAGAUCGCGCGCUCACUUGGAGCUGGUGUACUUGGUGACGGCCUUGGUGCCCUCGGACACGGCGUGCUUGGCCAGCUCCCCGGGCAGCAGCAGGCGCACGGCCGUCUGGAUCUCCCGGGACGUGAUGGUCGAGCGCUUGUUGUAAUGCGCCAGGCGAGAGGCCUCGCCCGCGAUGCGCUCGAAGAUGUCGUUGACGAACGAGUUCAUGAUGCCCAUGGCCUUGGAGGAGAUGCCGGUGUCGGGGUGUACCUGCUUCAGCACCUUGUACACGUACACGGAGUAGCUCUCCUUGCGGCUGCGCUUGCGCUUCUUGCCGUCCUUCUUCUGCGCCUUGGUCACGGCCUUCUUGGAGCCCUUCUUCGGGGCGGGCGCCGACUUCGCGGGCUCAGGCAUGGUAAACAGACACAAAAGUCAGCGCUGAAAGAGAAAAAGGUUUUGAAACGCUUCUCCUCUCCCUGCUAUUUAAACAACGCUGUGGCUGGUCUUGCCAGAACAUCAUUCACGGCGCGGCGUUUGAAGAUUCCCACCAAUCAGGAAGCUCUUGCUGUUAUAAAUAGGAACUCCCCCUCGCGCUUCAGCCUCACAUCUUUUGUUCCAGCAAUGGCUCGUACUAAGCAGACAGCUCGAAAGUCCACCGGCGGCAAAGCCCCGCGCAAGCAGCUGGCCACCAAGGCUGCCCGCAAGAGCGCCCCGGCCACCGGCGGCGUGAAGAAGCCCCACCGCUACCGGCCCGGCACCGUGGCCCUCCGUGAGAUCCGGCGCUACCAGAAGUCCACCGAGCUGCUGAUCCGCAAGCUUCCUUUCCAGCGUCUGGUGCGCGAGAUCGCCCAGGAUUUUAAGACCGACCUGCGCUUCCAGAGCUCGGCCGUCAUGGCGCUGCAGGAGGCCAGCGAGGCCUACCUGGUGGGUCUGUUUGAGGACACCAACCUGUGCGCCAUCCACGCCAAGCGAGUCACCAUCAUGCCCAAGGACAUCCAGCUGGCCCGCCGCAUUCGUGGGGAGAGGGCGUAACUUUGAUAACAAAAUCUGAUAAAGACAAAGGCUCUUUUCAGAGCCACCUCCAAUUUUCUUUGUAAAGGGCUGCUACAUAGUUCCUCCUUUGAUCUAAAGUAGAUUGUGCUUUGUGCUGUA
Mesocricetus auratus (golden hamster) is the source of this 1604-nucleotide messenger RNA. RefSeq lists its product as uncharacterized. The record is from RefSeq and is a predicted model, not a curated record. Gene Ontology annotation, cellular component: nucleosome. Lineage: Eukaryota; Metazoa; Chordata; Mammalia; Rodentia; Cricetidae. Bases 45 to 1484 code for a protein of 479 amino acids. The transcript has 3 exons. Gene Ontology annotation, molecular function: protein heterodimerization activity; DNA binding; structural constituent of chromatin.